AGUGUGUGUGUUUGCCCCACUCCUCACAUAAUAAUACAAUCUUCAAAAGUAUACACAACUCACACUCCUCUUUCUAAAUUCUCCAAUACGUACAAACAAUAGAUACACACACAAACGUUAUGUAACUGCAAAAAUAUAUCAAAACGAGAUUCCAUAAUCUAGUCACUAAUCAAAGAGCUUCAUGGUGAUGGUGUGACCCCAAAGUUAGUCUUCACAUGUUUCUUAAGUUUCAAGCAUUGAAUUUUUUAUCCAAAAAAAAGUAUUGAAUUUUUUUUCCUUUUUUACCUUUUUAAAUUUUUGUGAGGAUUUAUUUCCUUUUUAACAAAACUAAAGAUUCAUUUUCCCUUUUUGUUUCAUUGUUUCCGUGUGUGCUUGUAAUUUACAUGAUGAAAGUGAGGAAAUGGGCGAAGAAGUGAAGAACACAAGAUGUAUCUUCUUCUUCUAAGGCACUAAAACCAUCAACAAGGAGAGAAACCAUUAUAUACAUAUAUAUAAUAUCUGUAUAUAUAAGAGAUUUAUCCAUUUUUUUGCAAUUGUUUUUUUUUUUUUUUUGCAACUAUUCUUUGAGUGAAUAAUGCCAGUUCCUCUUGCACCAUAUCCAUCACCUCCGCCACCGGCACUGGCGCCGUCGUUCACUCCUCCGCCGGCAAAUGGAGGACAGAGCCAGUUAGUAUGUUCAGGUUGCAGAAACCUUCUGAUGUAUCCAGUGGGAGCAACCUCCGUUUGUUGCGCCGUCUGUAACGCCGUCACAGCCGUUCCUCCGCCGGGAACAGAGAUGGCUCAGUUGGUGUGUGGAGGAUGCCAUACACUUCUAAUGUACAUUCGUGGAGCUACAAGUGUUCAGUGUUCUUGUUGUCACACUGUUAAUCUCGCUCUUGAAGCGAAUCAAGUAGCGCAAGUGAAUUGCGGAAACUGUUGGAUGCUACUUAUGUAUCAAUACGGAGCAAGAUCUGUCAAAUGUGCCGUUUGUAACUUUGUCACAUCAGUUGGGGGUUCGGCGAGCACAACUGAUCUAAAGUUUAACAGUUAAAAAGGAAAAAUCGAUCCGGAUUGUUUAUAUAUUGAGUUUUGAGCAAUAUAGAGGAACAAUCGUCUUUUUUCUGCUUCCUCUUGAUCAAGAAUCCGCGGCUAAAUGUUAUGAGUUUGAAACUAUUUUCCGAAGUAAAUUAAAUCUGAAAUUCGUCGAAAUUGCUGACUUUUGGUUUUUUUUAUCAGUUUGUAUAGAGUUGUGUUUCUUCAAUGUUUCUGUUUGGAUCUUUUUUUUUUAGUUCGAGGAAAAAUUGAUUCACCAAUUGUAAGAGUUAUUCAGGAAUAAAAGGUAAACUUUUAUGGAUUA
Messenger RNA from Eutrema salsugineum, 1336 nucleotides. RefSeq names its product protein LOL1. NCBI's taxonomy places the organism in Eukaryota, Viridiplantae, Streptophyta, Magnoliopsida, Brassicales, Brassicaceae. The coding region runs from base 575 to 1030 and encodes 151 amino acids. The transcript has 5 exons. The record is from RefSeq and is a predicted model, not a curated record.